GCCAGAGCUCGGGACAUCCUCAGGGGCCAAGUCAUGGAUCCACCCGCACGUAAGGACAAAUCCAAAGUGAAAGAACCUGUCAGCAGGGUGGAGAAGGCUAAGCAGAAGUCAGCCCAGCAAGAGCUGAAACAAAGACAGAGAGCGGAGAUCUAUGCCCUCAACAGAGUCAUGACGGAACUGGAGCAGCAGCAGUUUGAUGAGUUUUGUAAACAGAUGCAGCCUCCUGGAGAGUGAGCCGGCCCUGUGUUCGACCCCCUGGGACUGCGGGCCCUGUUCGUGGGCUUGUUACCGGUGCUUAGCUCAUUUUGGAACCUUAUCUACUGAACUAGAUAAGGCAUUUGCCGAUAAACCUGAACUUACUUGCUAUAUGCAACUUCCGCUUCACAGUUCUUCCACUCUGAUUGGCCUGGCAUUUAUUGAAGAGACUUCUCUUCUACUGAGAUAAUAGGUUUCUUUUUUUUUUUUUUUUUUUUUUUACUUUUUCUAUUAUUUCAGAAAAAUCAGUGUUUGUGAAACCAUGAUUCUUCUUCAAAAAUGCAAAUAAAAUACUAAUAAAAUGCU
This is a messenger RNA of Chinchilla lanigera (long-tailed chinchilla), 561 nucleotides long. It is a transcript of the gene Svbp, whose product is annotated as small vasohibin binding protein. Gene Ontology annotation, cellular component: apical part of cell. Gene Ontology annotation, biological process: negative regulation of protein ubiquitination; protein secretion. Lineage: Eukaryota; Metazoa; Chordata; Mammalia; Rodentia; Chinchillidae. The record is from RefSeq and is a predicted model, not a curated record.